Blastomyces gilchristii SLH14081 is the source of this 2428-nucleotide messenger RNA. Its product is annotated as DUF1671 domain-containing protein. Lineage: Eukaryota; Fungi; Ascomycota; Eurotiomycetes; Onygenales; Ajellomycetaceae. The record is from RefSeq and is a predicted model, not a curated record. The coding region runs from base 559 to 2049 and encodes 496 amino acids. The transcript is spliced from 6 exons.
AAUACGCCAAUAUUGGGUAUCAAAAUGCCUGCUGCUAGUAAGUUUCGGUGCUCAACAGCGUCAAGAACAAAGCAAAUCCAAUCUGCCAACGUAUUUUCUGGAAGACGAACGUACCAAGGAAAUGAAUCAAAUGUUUGUAUGGAUAUUAUUAUAUGCGAACAUUUCAUUAUUCCAUGCCGCACGUAACUCCGUACAUACAUUACAUUAGAUCCGAUCUGAUUAGAUUGCAGCCCUACCUACCGCCAUGUCAUGUGCUUUUGACAGGGCUGGGCGGUGUCCAAUCGAAAUUCAUUCAUCGCCUUGACACCAACAACUACAAUAAUAGCAACAAGAGGAGCCAGCAGCACAAUUUAGUUAAUUUCAACUUCAACCUCUCUUCACCAACUACGGCGUGGGGAGAAGCAAGCAAGCAACCAACGCAGGAAGUGUGGAGUUUUGGCAUAUUUAACUAACCCCAUCUCAUUAUCUGUUCGUGUCAUUGCUUGAUCUACCGCGGAAGCUACAUAUUUCAAAUUUAAAAGUUUAUCCACGAGCCUCUUUCUGAUAGCUCAAGACAGCAUGGAAGGCGAUGUCUUGCCAUGCCCAUUCUGUGAAUUUUCAGAUUCCGAUCCCUAUUUCCUAACCCAGCAUGUAGAGCUCUGCCACCCUGAAAAUGGAACGUCGCCGUUUAUUGCGACUGAGGAACCCUCUCCGACCCCCCAAAAUUCGAAGCAUAACACAGACCACAUAUUGGAGGGUUCCGCAGGGCUUUCCGCAGAGCCCGCCACCAAUGAUGAUGAGCCUCUCGACGGCUACGUCGACUGUCCCCAUGACUGCGGCGAGAUCAUCUCUACCACUGAGCUUUCAACCCACCUGGACCUUCAUAUGGCUGAAGGCAUGACUUUUGAAGAAGCACCUGGUGGCGUGGUUACCAAAGGCGAAUCGUUGGAGGCGGAGAGUGAUGAUGCAAAUGUAGAUUAUACAUACGACGAUAUCGAAAGUCGAUUUUCUACAAAGCUGCCCAAGGCCCUUCGCAAUAGGGAUAAUGUCCUCCAGCCAAAAUCUUCCCGCAAGGGCUCACAUAGAGACUCAAAGGCAACAUCUGGACCGUCGGAAAAAAGGAAACGCAAAUCAAAACGAAAACAUCGUGACGCUGGUGGAGGUUUUGUGCGUCGACUUGGAAGAUCGGAGUUGGGGCCAUACGCACACGAAAAGCAAAUGCCAUCAUGGCUAAGGAAUAUGUUAGAAGAAGGCGCAAAAGUUACAGUGUCCAACCAGAUUCAAACAGAUGGCACCCUACGCAGGGUUGAAUCUGUGGCUAAUGAGACCUCGCAUCUUAUAACUGUACUUGCGCAGCUUUGCGAGCUGGAUCAAACUGUAGAACAGGCGUUUCUCUGCCACCCGGCCACGCGACAUGUAUUCAAGAUGCCGAAAGAAGGCGGGUUUUGCGGGUACAGAAAUAUCCAGAUGCUAGUUUCUUAUAUCCAAGAUACCCUCGCGGAUGGCUACGAACAAUUUCCUGGUAGACUCCCAACAAUCUUGCGAUUGCAGGACCUUAUUGAGCAGGCCUGGGACUUGGGCUUUAAUAGUACGGCGCAAAUCGAAACUGGGGGGAUUAAGGGAACAAGAAAAUAUAUUGGGACUUCCGAGGCCCAUGCCCUUUUCCUCAGUUUAGGGAUUAACUGCACGGCCGGAGUCUUCGGCACUACACAAGAUAGUUCUGCCCAUAAUGCCCUGCUCGAUGACAUAUUGGCGUACUUCCUCCAAGGCUGCCCGACAAACGACGAAAAGAUAAACCAAACUGAGUUACCGCCUCUCUAUCUCCAGCACGAAGGCCACUCUGUGACGAUCGUCGGUUUCGAAACCCGCAAGAGCGGGAGCGCCAACCUUCUCGUCUUCGACCCGAUGUUCAAAACGUCACCAGCAAUCGAGAGACUUAUUGGCAACAAACACAUUACAUCGCAGGACCCGGGUCGCCUGAUAAAGGCUUACCGGCGAGGUCCCGGCUACCUGCAAAGAUACAAGGAGUUUGAAGUUCUCAAAUUACCGCCGUCAACGACCCUCUACUAGGAUCAGAAACGUAAGGGGCGCUGGCUUGGGAGAUUGGGAGAUUCUACGCUGGUUUCGAUGGUUGCGUAUUUUUCACCUCGAGUGACAAUUGCCCGCAUAUAUAGGUGAUGAUUCCUUGGGACGAUCUUGUUUAUGAUGCUUGUUGCAGGCUACGACGGUUGGGAUCGUUAUUCUUAGCUUUUGUGAUUCUGGCUUUUUACUUUGCUACUUUGCAUACUCGAGGCGUUGUUUCUUUUGCGUCUCCGUCUCCGUUGCACGGUUUCGAAUUUUCAAGAGACCCCUUAGAUUUAGCGUUUUGACCUUAGUGCAUUUCAGGCGAUGGUUAUUUCUAGCAUCAAUUCGGAAUAAUCAAUAUUUCUCGAGACUCUCUCUCUCUCGC